This is a messenger RNA of Penicillium longicatenatum, 1239 nucleotides long. Its product is annotated as MFS transporter. Gene Ontology annotation, cellular component: membrane. The coding region runs from base 1 to 1239 and encodes 412 amino acids. NCBI's taxonomy places the organism in Eukaryota, Fungi, Ascomycota, Eurotiomycetes, Eurotiales, Aspergillaceae. The record is from RefSeq and is a predicted model, not a curated record. Gene Ontology annotation, molecular function: spermine transmembrane transporter activity; spermidine transmembrane transporter activity. The transcript is spliced from 2 exons. Gene Ontology annotation, biological process: transmembrane transport; spermine transport; spermidine transport.
AUGUCCACCAUGAAUUCAUUAUCUGAAAAACCAGACGCGCCUCCAGAAGACUGGACAACCGACAAAGAGAAUCCCCGAAACUGGCCCAAGCUCCGCAAGGUAGCUACAGGCCUGAUCGUCUGCGCAAUCGGCUUCACAACAACGCUCGGCGCGUCGAUCUACUCACCCGGUCACACAGAAGUACAACAUGAAUUCCACGUAUCAGCAACCAUAUCACUCUUGCCACUAUCGGCAUACUCUCUCGGCCUUGCCUUUGGUCCUAUGAUUUCUUCACCAUUAUCCGAAGCCUUUGGUCGCAGAUUUGUGUACCUGGCUACCCUCCCGCUGUGCGAUAUCUUCAUCCUCGCCACGGGAUUCUCACGCGGGAUCGUUUCGUUGACGGUCUGUCGUUUUUUUGCCGGUUUCUUUGCUGCUCCUGGUGUUUCAGUUGCCGCUGCUGUGAUUUCUGAUUUUACGGCGCCGGAAAAGCGGCUUGUGCCUCUUGCGGGGUACUAUGCGAUGCCGUGGCUUGGAAGUGCGAUCGGGCCGUUGAUUGGGGAUUUCAUUGUGCAGGCUAAGGGGUGGAGAUGGACUGCUUGGAUUAUUUUGUUUAUGGCCGCUGCUUUUCAUCCGCCUGUGUUGUUUUUGAGGGAGUCGUAUAAAGCGACGAUUUUGCAAAGGAGGGGUAAGAGGAGGGGUUCGGAGAAGUCGGGGGAGAUUUCAGAUGGUGAGGAUGGCCUCUCAUUUCUCGGAAUGGUAGGUGGAUGCAUGGUUGCGCCGUUUAUUCUCAUUGCGUUGGACUAUUUCCUGCGUAUCCGGAACAAGCUACGAUCAAGCUCAGAGCCAUUCAGCCCCGAAAACAAACUCCGCAAUGCACUGUAUGGGAGCUUCAUACUUCCGAUCGCUCUAUUCUGGUUUGGCUGGAGCGCCAAGUCUUCCGUCCACUGGAUAUGUCCGAUCUUGGCGCAAGCACUCGCCUUCGUCGGCAGUUAUCUCAUCUAUGUGCCGUGCAGUCUGUAUAUGGUGGAUGUUUAUGGCGCAAAGUACAGCGCUUCAUCUAAUGGAGCUUCUUCAUUCUCCCGGUAUACGCUUUCGGCUGCUUUCCCCCUCUUUGUGACGCAGAUGUAUGAAAAGCUGGGCGUGGGGUGGGCAUCGAGUCUUCUGGGAUUUCUAGCAUUGGGUAUGGCACCUAUCCCUUGGGUAUUCUAUCAUUAUGGGCCUGUUUUACGGAGUAGGAGUUCUUAUGAGCAUGGUACUUGA